This is a messenger RNA of Aureobasidium melanogenum CBS 110374, 723 nucleotides long. RefSeq names its product DUF125-domain-containing protein. The transcript has 3 exons. Gene Ontology annotation, biological process: intracellular manganese ion homeostasis. The coding region runs from base 1 to 723 and encodes 240 amino acids. Lineage: Eukaryota; Fungi; Ascomycota; Dothideomycetes; Dothideales; Saccotheciaceae. The record is from RefSeq and is a predicted model, not a curated record. Gene Ontology annotation, molecular function: manganese ion transmembrane transporter activity; iron ion transmembrane transporter activity. Gene Ontology annotation, cellular component: fungal-type vacuole membrane.
AUGUCAUCCCCCACCAAGCCCGAGAAACACAUCACCAACAACGACCUCAUGCGCAACUUCAUAAUCGGCUUCAGCGACGGCCUAACCGUGCCCUUCGCCCUAACCUCCGGCCUAUCUUCCCUCGGCUCCUCACGCCUCGUCGUCCUCGCCGGCCUCGCAGAACUCUUCUCCGGCGCCAUCAGCAUGGGUCUAUCUUCCUUCCUCGCCGCCAGCACAGACGCAGCACAAUACGCCGUAGAAAUGGCGCGCGAGGAAAAGGAGAUUGUAGAAUGUCCGGCAGAAGAAGAACAGGAGAUUUAUGAUAUCUUUGCCGAGUAUGGGGUGCACAAGGAACAUGCAGUCAUGGUUGUUGAGAGGCUAAAGGGGGAUCCUGAGAUGUGGGUCAAGUUUAUGAUGGACUUUGAACUCAAACUUACAAAGCCCAAUCGUGCUGGAGCUUGGAUUGAAGGAUUGGUGAUGGGAUUGUCAUAUCUACUAGGUGGCAUCUUACCAAUGAUCCCCUACUUCGCCUUCAAGAACACGAACCAUGCACUCUUCACCUCCAUCGGCAUCACUGUUGUUAUCUUGAUCAUAUUCGGCUACAGCAAAUCUGCAAUUGUGGGAAACCCCAAGAAAGAUUCUUUUCUCAGUGCUUGUUACACCUUGAUUGUAGGGGUUACUGCAGCAGGGACCAGUUAUGGGAUUGUGAGGGGGUUGGAUUCUGCUAAUCCUGUUAGGGCGUAG